Messenger RNA from Prorocentrum cordatum, 1276 nucleotides. The record is from the annotation of a GenBank genome assembly. Lineage: Eukaryota; Dinophyceae; Prorocentrales; Prorocentraceae.
GUUCUUCGGCCACGUGGCCCAGCACAACGUCGCCCCCUCGGCGCCCUCCCGCGAGCCGAGGGGCAGGGCGGCGGCGCCCAGGCGUCGCCUCGGCUUCGGCGUCUGGAGGUGGAUCAUCCGCCCGCCGAGGGCGGAGUACACCGUCGACGACCUCGGGCCCGAGGCGUUCAGCAUCCCCGACGCGGAGGGCAAGUUUUGCCGCGAGGACGUGCAGCUUCAGAGCUCGCGCGGGGAGAGGCUCGAGUGCAGCCACUUCCGGGCCCUGCCCGCGCGUACUGGCGCCCCUGCGCCGUGCGUGGUCUACCUGCACGGCAACUGCUCCUCGCGUCUGGAGGCCCUCGACGUGCUCGACGAGCUCCUGCCGCGGGGCUUCUCUGUGUUCUCAUUCGAUUUCGCCGGCUCUGGGCAUUCGGAGGGCGAGUACGUGACCCUGGGGCACAACGAGGAACAGGACUUGAAGGUGGUCCUGGACCACCUGAGAAAGUCUGAGGGCGUUGGGCCCAUCGCGCUGUGGGGCAGGUCGAUGGGUGCCGCCACAGCAAUCCUGCGAGCCGCCGAAGAUCGCGAGCUCUCAGCGUGCGUCCUGGACUCCCCUUUCUGUAGCUUGCCCGACGUGGCGCGGGAGUUGGCACAGAGCAGGAAGCUGAAGGUGCCCGAGAUGAUGGUCGGCGCGAUCCUGAGGCGCGCCCGCAGCGAUAUCAAGGCGAGGGCCCACGUCGACAUAGAGGACCUGAAGCCCAUCGAGUUUGCGCCAAGGGCCACGGUCCCGGCGCUCUUCGCGGUGGCAAAGGACGACGAGUUUGUGAGGUCUCAUCACACCUAUGCGCUCCACGACGCCUGGGGCGGCGAGGAGCGCAAGCUCGUGACGCUGGGCGGCGGCCACAACAGCUCCCGCCCGCGCGAGUUCCGAGCACACGCCGCGGCUUUCCUGCACGCGCAGCUCGGCAGGCCAGCGGCGGCCACUGCCCUGCCCGUGCCGCAGACCCCGCCGCUGCCGCCCGUGGCCUGCCAGCUCAGCGACGACUGCGCCUCCCUGCUCUCCACGCGGGCGCCGUCGCCGCGCGCGGAGUCGGAGCCCGACGGGUCCUCUCCGCCCGAGUCGCCGCGGUGGUCUCGGCUCGUCACGUGCGGCCGCACGCCCUCGGACCGCUCCGCGGGGCCGCCGCCGGCCGCCCGCCGGGCCGCCGCGGGCGGGGCCGCGCUCGGCGCCUGCCUGGGCGGCUGCCUCGCGGGAGUCCGGGCGGGGCUCGCGGGGGCGGCCCCCGCGGGCGCAUAG